AUGAAAAUACUCUCCUUUCUGGCCACUACGCUGGCCUAUGCUACACCCAUCCUCGGGCAAAUCAUCUCCUACACUCCCUCCGAAGGCAGUGGAAUUUCGUACUCCAUCAACAUCCCCCAACGCACAGCCGUCAAUGGAUCCGGCCCCAUCUUCUUUCAAUUGACAGCGCCCCCUCCUAUCCAGUGGAUAGCCCUGGGACAAGGUGCCCGCAUGGUCGAUGGGAAUCUAUUCAUCGUGUAUGCCGGCUUAGGCGGGAAUAUCACUCUCUCAACACGACGGGCUAAGGAUCAUGUCGAGCCAAAGUACAACUCCACCGUUGAUGCAUUUCUGCUCGACGGGUCGGGGUUUCAUCAUGGCAAUAUGACAGCUAACAUCCAGUGCAAUGACUGCAUGCGUUUAUUCGACGGACGGCCGAUCCUCGGUCCCCAGAGUGAUUGGAUCUGGGCCAUGGCGCACGGCGAACCCAUCAUGUCGUCGAACGUCACCCAUCCGAUCUCUCAACACGACUGGCACGGUAUCUUCACGCUAAACCUAACCGAAGGCGUCGGGGGAGAAACAGAAAACCCCUUCCUCGUCUCAUCACACACAAUCAUCGACCACACCUUCAAGUCCCCACAGCAGCAAAUCAGCGACGCGCGUCUGCACAAGAAACGCAUCGCGCACGGCGUCAUCACAUCCGUCGCUUUCGUCCUGCUCUUCCCUAACUUCGCAUUGACUCUCUAUAUCCUCCCCUCCCGCUGGACAGUCCCCGCCAUCCACGCGCCCCUGCAGAUCUUUGCUGUUGCUCUGGCUCUAGCCGGGUACGCCAUUGGGUUCUCCGUCGCGCACGAUCUCCAGGAGGGUAACGACUACCAUCCGCUUCUGGGGCACAUCGCCGUCCUCGGCGUUGCAGUACUAAUGCCCAUCAUGGGUAUAAUCCAGCAUCUGCGCUUCCGCAAAUACGGACUCAAAACGAUCUGGGGUGUUAUGCAUCGCUAUCUCGGACGCUUUCUCAUAGCCCUGGGAAUCAUCAAUGGAGGCGUGGGUUUCCACUACGCUAUCGGGAAGAACCCGAAUAUACCUCCUGCGUCGCCGAUUGCGUAUGGUAUCAUAUGCGCGUCUGUGGGUUUGAUUUAUGUUUCGGUGAUUUACUGGAGACGGUCAAAGACAAAGGCCCGGAAUGCGGCGGCGCAGGCGCAGGCUGGGUCUGAGGAUACGCUGGCUGAGAAUAAGGCAAUUCCUGUUCAGGAGCGUGCUGUCGAGUCGACAUCAGUCUCAACGGCGGUGUCAGGGUCGGGAGGGUCGGGUUCGACGUCGACGUUGAAUCCGAGUACCACCAAUGUUAGUGCCAAUGGUGCUAAGGAAAAACCACUGGGUCCUUAG
This is a messenger RNA of Aspergillus ruber CBS 135680, 1362 nucleotides long. RefSeq names its product cytochrome and DOMON domain-containing protein. The record is from RefSeq and is a predicted model, not a curated record. The coding region runs from base 1 to 1362 and encodes 453 amino acids. The transcript is spliced from 2 exons. NCBI's taxonomy places the organism in Eukaryota, Fungi, Ascomycota, Eurotiomycetes, Eurotiales, Aspergillaceae.